This is a messenger RNA of Miscanthus lutarioriparius, 948 nucleotides long. The record is from the annotation of a GenBank genome assembly. Lineage: Eukaryota; Viridiplantae; Streptophyta; Magnoliopsida; Poales; Poaceae.
AUGGCGUCGCCGCCGCCGCCGCCGCGCGUGUGCGUUACCUGGGGCGGCGGGUAUGUCGCCUCAUGGCUUGUCAAGCUCCUCCUUUCCCGCGGCUACGCCAUGCACGCCACUGUCCGCGACCCAAGUGAUCCCAAGAACGCUCACCUGCAGGUACUGGACGGGGCCCCGGAGAGCUUGCUCCUGUUCACUGCCGACAUGCUCGAUCACGACGCCCUGGCGGCCGCGGUCGCCGGGUGCGAGGGGGUCUUCCACGUCGCCUCCCCUGUUCCCGCGGACAAGCUGCUGUUCGUUUUAAUCCAAGUUGACCCCAAGAUAGAAUCAAAGAUGAGAGUCGCUGGUCAGACAAAAAUUUAUGCAUUAAGAAUGAGGACUAAAGUAGGGCCAACCAAGUUUUGCUUGCAGGACUGGUACAGUGCUGCCAAGACAAUUGCUGAAGAGACAGCAUUGGAGUAUGGAGAGAAGAAUGGACUAACUGUUGUUACAGUUUGCCCUUGUCUCGUUUUAGGUCCACUCCUGCAGCCUCUGGUCAAUACCUCGAGUGAAUUACUCAUCUACAUUAUAAAAGGAGGUCCUAGGGCGAUGAAAAACCUCCCCUGGAACAUAGUUGAUGUCCGAGACGUAGCUGAUGCUUUGCUUUUGGUAUAUGAGAAAGUGGAAUCAUCUGGGAGAUACAUCUGUGCACCGGAUCGGAUCAGCACAAACGACAUAGUGAACUUGUUGAAGAAGUCCUACCCCAACUACAAUUAUGUGAACUGCGACAACAAGGACUAUGAAUCCGAAGUCUCGCCAGUUACGUCAGAGAAACUUAAGAGUCUAGGCUGGAAACCAAGGAAAAUGGAGGAAACUUUGUUGGACAGCGUUGAGUACUUCGAGAAGGCAGGGUUUUUGCAGGAUGUAGAGGGUUGUCCUCGCCGUCUUCCUCGUCUUUUUCAUUUUGCUUCUGACUAA